AUGUGCUCCCUAGGGCUCUUCCCGCCCCCGCCGCCCCCCGGGGACAUCACCCUCUACGAGUUCAACAACGCCUUGGUCUGCGGCCGCCUCUACGAGCAACUGCCGCUCGCCUUCCAGAGCCAGCUGGCCGACCUGCCCGUCCUCAGCCUGCCCAAGGAAACCCUCAAGGCUCACAGCCGGCUGGAGCACAGCACCCGGCCGGCCUUCAUCCACCACCGCGAGUCCCUCUGGAAGAGAUGCCUCAGCGCCUGGCGGGACGUGGGGCUGUGCGGGGUGCUGAAAGAGAUCGCCAGCGCCGAGGAGGAGGGGCUGCAGUGGGUGAAGACGGGCUCGAGCUACCUGCUGGCCGUGUGCCACUGGCUCUCCUCGCUGCACGGCUCCUUGUUCCCCCACCUCUCGCUAACCAGCGAAGACAUGAUCGCGGCGUUCUCCCAGGCAGUGGACUGGGCCGGCUGCACCAUCCGGGCCUUCGCCUGGCACCCCCACACCAGCAAGUUUGCUGUGGCUCUUCUGGAUGACUCCAUUCGGGUCUACAACUCCAACAGCGCCACCAUCCCCUCGCUGAAGCAUCGCCUGCAGAGGAACGUGGCCGCCAUGGCCUGGAAGCCGCUCUGCGCCUCCAUCCUCGCCGUCGCCUGCCAGAGCUGCGUCCUGGUGUGGCACCUGGAUCCCACCUCCCUCUCCACGAGACCGUCGUCCGGCUGCGCUCAGGUGCUGUCCUACCCUGGGCACAGCCCUGUCACCAGCCUGGCGUGGGCUCCCAGCGGGGAGCUGCUGCUCUCGGCGUCACCGGUCGACACGGCCAUGCUGGUGUGGGACGUAUCCACCGAAAACUGCGUCCAGCUGCAGUGGUUUGGGGGCGGUGGCGUCACUUACUUGGCUUGGUCACCGGAUGGCAGCAAGGUCCUGGCGGCCACUCCCUCCGCGGUGUUCAGAGUGUGGGAGGCUCAGAUGUGGACGUGCGAGCGGUGGCCCACCAUCAAAGGACGCUGCCAGACAGGGUGCUGGAGCCCUGACGGCAGCCGACUGCUCUUCACCGUGCUGGGCGAGUCCGUCAUCUACUCCUUGUCCUUCUCGGAGUACCGGGGGGAGAUGCAAGGGCAAGUGGGAGGCUCGAAAACAGCUUCUAUCGUGGCAGAUCUGUCGGAGACCACCUUCGAGACGCUCUACGGGGAGGAGAGGAUCGGAGGAGAAGUCCAUUCCAUGGUGUGGGACCCCACCGGCGAGAGACUGGCGGUGAUCAUCAGAGGUAAGCCCGACGUUCCCGGGAGCCAGACGGUCAUCGCUGUGUUUCGUACCCGCAACAGCCCUGUGUUUGAGCUCCUGCCGUGUGGUUUCCUGCGAGGGGAGCGUGGCGCCCAGCCCCAGCUCAUUGCCUUCCACCCCUGCUUCAAGAAGGGCGCCCUCCUGACCGUGUGCUGGUCCACGGGGAAGAUCAGCCACGUCCCCUUCUUCUUCGUCAGUGCCCACGUCCCCCGUGCCAGCCCCAGCCGCAGCCCCGUCAUGGCCAGCGCCAGCGUGCGGGAGCAGCCCCUCUUCUCGGAGCUGUGA
Nipponia nippon (crested ibis) is the source of this 1551-nucleotide messenger RNA. RefSeq names its product aladin WD repeat nucleoporin (gene AAAS). Gene Ontology annotation, cellular component: nuclear pore. The record is from RefSeq and is a predicted model, not a curated record. Gene Ontology annotation, biological process: nucleocytoplasmic transport. Gene Ontology annotation, molecular function: protein binding. NCBI's taxonomy places the organism in Eukaryota, Metazoa, Chordata, Aves, Pelecaniformes, Threskiornithidae.